AUGGACAACAGCGCGUACGAGCAAGUCCCACACCCCGACGACCACGACGAUGUCCGGAGCCAGAGCCACAAUGUCGACCACGACCUCUCCGACGCAGAAACCUACUCCCACCUGACAACCUACCCCACCGAAGCCGACUACUACGCGCUCCUCGGUCUCGCGCGCGACCCUCCGCCCAGCGACGCUUCAAUUCGCUCCGCGUACCGAACACUCACGCUAAGCUUCCACCCAGACAAGCAACCGGCGGAGCUCCAGGAAGCGGCGAAGCGGCAUUUUGCGCAAAUACAGGAUGCGUACGAGACGCUGAUUGACCCCAAGAAGAGGAUUGUUUAUGAUGCGCUAGGGGCGGAGGGGGUACGGAGGGAGUGGGGGAAGGGAGGGGCGAUGGGAGUGGGUGGGGAGGGAGAGAAGAAGGAGGUCGGGGUCAGUGCGAUGAAACCGGAGGAGUUUCGGAGGUGGUUUUUUGGGACGAUGAAGAGGAGGGAGAGGGGGAUUGUCGAGGGGAUGGUUAGGAGUAAGGGUGUCCUAUUGCUUGGGGUUGAUGCUACGAAUACCAUUUCGGUCGACGAGGAGCUUGGAGAGGUAUAUCUGCACGUACCCCAUCCGAAGGUGUCGAACAUUGCGCUCCGAUAUGAGUUUGUGACGCCUUUUCCCACUUUCCGGGCUGUCUUUGGGGAGGAUGAGAAGGACGAUGAGGAUGGAACUGACCAGGAAGGCGAUGUGUCGACGCUACAAGAGGAUGAGGACUCCGAACUGACGAUUUCGGCGGGAGUCGCUGGCGGCUUCCAGCGCCUCUUCAACAAGGUUGAGUUAGAGUUUGAGGAUGGAGAGACGGAGACUCGAACUAUUCCCUUGCCCUUGACACUGGCUACGCAGAGUGUCAGCCUUGGUGCAAGCACAAGCCGCGUGUUCAAAGAGCAAACAGGCACGAAAGGCAUUCUAAACCGGUGGCCGCUUUCACUUCUUCAGAAUUCCGUUGCAACUGUGAGUGCCACACUUUUGCCAGCAGCAACGAUACAAAUGAGCGUUGCGAAGAGCUUCGCCUUAGCCCAAGGGACGAGACCAUUCACUGUUGUUUUUGACACUAUAUUCAGUCGCUCGAUCUUCAACGCGCUACCUACGAUCAAUCUUCAAUUGACCAGGCAAAUUGGGGAGCAAAAAAUUGCAUUCUGUCAUUGGUCGAGUGGAUUCAUCGGGUGGCCCGAGAUCAUUCAAACACUCUUUGCCCCAUACUUUGGCCAGGCCCCCGACGACAUCCUGUUCGAAGGCCAGGAAGUAAGCCAAUUUCAGUUCGGAAUUGCAUCACGACCCACCGUGACGGCGGCAGUACCUAGCUCAGAUGACGACGACGAUGUUUCACCCAAUGAGGAUCCCGCACAGGACGAGCAGGAAUCUUUACGUGCCAGGCAGCGCGAAGAAAACAGAAUCGCCGAAGCUUGGCAAAUUGCGGUCUCUUCUUCUCCGGUAGAGACCGGGGUGAUUCUCAAGUACUCGCGGAACAUUUUCUCUGGAAAGUCACCAUCCAAUGCCCUUUCCCGAUGGAGCUCGGAGAAACACUACUCAGUGCCACCGGAGAACGAACCUCGAUCCGUGCGACUGGAUAUCUCCUCUACCAUCAACACGGAUCUCUCACCUUCCUGGAAUAUACAUGGGUCCCGACAGGUUAGCGAAUUGACCCGCAUGGGUCUUGGCGUUGGAUUGCAGCCCAGGGGUCUGGUUAUGACAGUCUCAUGGAGCAGGCUCAGGCAGACAAUCAAGCUGCCUAUCGCCGUCUGUCCCAUGGACGCGGUCAAUCGAGACUCGGCAGCAUUGGCAGUUCUACUGCCAUUUCUGACAUACUGCGCGGUGGAGUUUGGAUUCAUCCGCCCAAGAGAACGACGUAACCGCCGCAAGAUGAUUGCGCGGCGACAGAAGCAGCUCAGGAAGUUGAUUCCUCAACGGAAAGCAGAGAGCGCACAAGCCAUCGAGCUUAUGGCUGAUCAAGUGCGGCGACGACAGGAGAAAGAAGCUGCUCGCGGUGGGUUGGUUAUCACCAAGGCCGAGUAUGGCCACUAUCCUAGCAGGUUGUGGACGAGGGGCGGGGAUGCAAGGGAACCUGAUGUCGCGGAUGUGACCAUCCCGGUGGCUGCGUUGGUCGAUCAUGGACAGCUUAUCAUUUCCAAGACGACGACAAAGAUCCAUAUUCUUGGUUUCCACGACCCGGCGCCUCUUCAGUCGAAGACCUUGAAGAUAUGGUACCAGUACCAUGGGAAAGAGCACUACGUUGAAGUCGACGAUGGAGAGGGCGUUUCUUGCCCUAUGAGGCUGCAUUUGCAAGCCGUUUGA
Molecule: messenger RNA, 2325 nt
Organism: Aspergillus calidoustus
Lineage: Eukaryota; Fungi; Ascomycota; Eurotiomycetes; Eurotiales; Aspergillaceae
Source: the annotation of a GenBank genome assembly